Messenger RNA from Uranotaenia lowii, 6820 nucleotides. It is a transcript of the gene cac, whose product is annotated as voltage-dependent calcium channel type A subunit alpha-1. The transcript is spliced from 26 exons. Bases 77 to 5755 code for a protein of 1892 amino acids. Gene Ontology annotation, biological process: chemical synaptic transmission; calcium ion import across plasma membrane. Gene Ontology annotation, cellular component: voltage-gated calcium channel complex; membrane. Lineage: Eukaryota; Metazoa; Arthropoda; Insecta; Diptera; Culicidae. Gene Ontology annotation, molecular function: calcium ion binding; high voltage-gated calcium channel activity. The record is from RefSeq and is a predicted model, not a curated record.
ACAUUUCUCCGGCCCGGGUCCAAUUUGUGCAAUCGCGUGACGUGAAUUUUGAAGUGUGUUUUGAUGCCAUCGGAUAAUGUUGGGCAGCAUUCGGGCCUGGUGUUACAAGGAUUUGGGCAUCGAGGAGCAAGGGUGCUGCAACUGGAGGAAGAAGUUAGCAGCGUCACAGGAGGCGGCGCUCGCUGACAAGGACGGCAAACCGAUGGGUCCGAAAAAGGGCAAGAAGGGCAGCCCGAGGCACCGAACUGGCCCACCUCCACCGGGGCCUUCGUCGUUGUUCAUCUUCGGCGAGGACAAUUUCAUUAGAAAAGCCACAAAAUUCAUCAUCGAAUGGCCACCCUUCGAGUACGCCGUGCUGCUGACAAUCAUCGCCAACUGCGUGGUCCUGGCCCUGGAAGAGCAUCUGCCCCAUGGGGACAAAACGGUGCUGGCCCAGAAGCUGGAACUGACCGAGAGCUACUUCCUGUGCAUCUUCACGGUGGAGGCCGCCCUCAAGAUUGUGGCUCUCGGACUGGUGCUCCAUGCGGAUUCCUACCUGCGCAACAUCUGGAACAUGAUGGAUUUCUUCGUAGUGUUUACCGGGCUCAUCACGUUGCUCCCACUUCCGCUCGAAAUAGAUCUCAGAACGUUAAGGUCGAUUCGUGUUUUGCGACCAUUAAAAUUAGUUUCUGGAGUUCCUAGUCUACAAGUUGUGUUAAAGUCCAUCAUCAAAGCCAUGGCUCCGUUGCUCCAGAUCGGGCUGCUGGUGUUGUUUGCAAUCGUUAUAUUUGCAAUUAUAGGAUUAGAAUUUUAUUCGGGUGCUUUGCACAAAAGUUGUUAUAGCUUAGAAGAUGCCUUUGAAAUAAUUGAAGAAGGUGACCUGCCAACGCCUUGCUACGAUGACGACGACACGAUGAACGUCGAACUGCCAGUCGGGGUGCACCUCUGCAAUCACAAUGAAACCGCCUGCAUCGAACAGUGGGAGGGUCCCAACUUCGGGAUCACCAACUUCGACAACAUCGGCUUCGCCAUGUUGACCGUGUUCCAGUGCAUCACCAUGGAGGGAUGGACGUCUACUAUGUAUUGGACCAAUGAUGCCCUAGGCUCAACGUUUAAUUGGAUAUAUUUUGUGCCUUUGAUUAUUAUCGGUUCAUUUUUCAUGCUCAACUUAGUUCUCGGUGUCCUCAGUGGUGAAUUUGCACGGGAGCGAGAAAAGGUGGAAAACCGGCAGGAGUUCUUGAAGUUGCGCCGCCAGCAACAGCUCGAAAAGGAAUUGAACGGAUUCGUCGAGUGGAUCUGCAAAGCGGAGGAAAUCAUUCUGGCCGAGGACCGAACCACCGAAGAGGAGCGCAUGUACAUAAUGGAAGCCCGCAAGAAAGCCGCCGCCAAGCGGAAAAAACUGAAAAAUCUCGGCAAAUCAAAAUCUUCGGAAACCGACGACGAAGACGCGACGACCGAGUCGGGUGACGAAGGCAUCCUCAAGAAGGAAAAGAAACCGGCCAAGUCGGGCUUUUGGCGCGCAGAGAAGCGCUUUCGGUACGGGAUCCGGCAUACCGUCAAAACCCAGUGGUUCUACUGGUUCGUGAUAGUGUUGGUGUUUCUGAAUACAAUCUGCGUGGCCGUUGAGCACUAUGGGCAGCCCAACUGGCUGUCCUUAUUUCUAUACUACGCCGAAUUUGUGUUCCUAGGCUUGUUCAUGUGCGAAAUGUUGAUCAAAAUCUAUGCGCUCGGACCACGGAUAUAUUUCGAGUCGGCGUUCAACCGCUUCGAUUGCAUAGUUAUCGCUGGUUCAAUCUUCGAGGUGGUUUGGUCCGCCUACAAAGAGGGUUCCUUCGGUAUUUCCGUGCUACGAGCCCUCCGGCUACUGCGCAUCUUCAAAGUCACCAAAUACUGGUCCUCGCUGCGCAACUUGGUCAUCUCUUUGCUCAGUUCUAUGCGUUCUAUUAUCUCGCUCCUGUUUUUGCUCUUUCUGUUCAUACUGAUAUUCGCGCUGCUCGGAAUGCAGCUAUUCGGGGGUCAGUUCAUCUUACCCGAAGGCACACCACCAACCAACUUCAAUACGUUCACCAUCUCACUGCUAACAGUGUUCCAGAUCCUCACCGGUGAGGAUUGGAACGAGGUCAUGUAUCUAGGCAUCAACUCCCAGGGUGGACACGAAAGUGGGAUGAUCUACUCACUGUACUUCAUCAUACUGACACUGUUCGGAAACUACACCCUGCUGAACGUGUUCUUGGCUAUCGCUGUCGAUAAUUUGGCGAACGCACAAGAACUGACCGCAGCAGAAGAGCAGCAGCAGGAACGAGACAAGCUGAAGCAGCAGAUGGAACUGGAGAAGGAGAUGGAAGCACUGCAGAAAGCGAAAGAAGGCACUCCGACCGCGGAGGAGGCGGAAGCCAAAAAGGAAGAGGAAGCCAAGAAGGAGGAGGAAAAGAAGGAGGCGGAAGAAGCGGAAGAGCAAGCGGAAGGUCCGAAACCAAUGCUGCCGUACUCGUGCAUGUUCAUAUUCUCGUCUACCAAUCCAAUGCGCCGCGCCGCACAUUGGGUAGUCAAUCUACAGUAUUUUGAUUUCUUCAUCAUGAUCGUCAUUUGUCUGUCGUCGAUUGCGUUAGCGGCGGAAGAUCCGGUCCAGGAAGAUGCACCCCGAAAUUUGGUGCUAAACAAUGUGGAUUACGCAUUUACUUGCGUAUUUGCGAUGGAAUUGCUGUUGAAGGUGAUCGAUUUGGGUGUAAUUCUGCAUCCUGGUAGCUAUCUACGCGAAAUUUGGAACAUCAUGGACGCUGCCGUCGUAGGCUGUGCGGUGAUCAGUAUCGGUUUCGACAUCAGUGGAAGUGAUGCGGCCGCCGAUUUGUCAACAAUCAAAUCACUCAGAGUAUUGCGAGUGUUGCGGCCGCUGAAAACCAUCAAGCGAGUUCCGAAGCUGAAGGCUGUGUUCGAUUGCGUUGUGGGAUCACUCAAAAAUGUCAUCAACAUUCUGAUCGUCUAUAUUCUGUUUCAGUUCAUCUUUGCUGUCAUCGCGGUGCAGUUGUUUAAUGGGAAAUUUUUCUUCUGCUCCGACGACAGCAAGCACAAUAGCAUCGACUGCCAAGGUUCGUAUUUCGUUUACGACGACGUGGACGGAAUGCCGCACCAUGCCAAACGAGAAUGGAAGACGCAAUACUUUCACUACGACAACGUGGCCACAGCCAUGCUUACACUGUUUGCUGUGCAAACGGGCGAGGGCUGGCCUCAAGUCCUUCAAAACUCCAUGGCAGCUACCUACGAGGAUCAGGGACCAAUCCAAAACUUCCGCAUCGAAAUGUCCAUCUUCUACGUCGUCUACUUCGUAGUGUUCCCAUUCUUCUUCGUCAACAUAUUCGUUGCCUUGAUUAUCAUCACCUUCCAGGAGCAGGGAGAAGCAGAACUGCAGGACGGAGAAAUCGAUAAGAAUCAGAAAUCCUGUAUCGAUUUCACGAUCGGUGCAAGGCCGUUGGAACGAUAUAUUCCUACCAAACAUAGCGGGUUUAAGUACACCGUUUGGAGGAUUAUAGUUUCUGCUCCGUUUGAGUACUUCAUUAUGUCGUUGAUUGUCUUCAACACACUUCUUCUGAUGCUUAAGUGCCAUAAUCAGAACAAAAAACUCGAAAACUUUAUGAAGUACCUGAACAUGAUAUUCACCGGGAUGUUCAGCGUGGAAACAGUACUGAAAAUCAUUGGUUUUGGAGCUAGGAACUUUUUCAAAGAUGCGUGGAACGUGUUCGAUUUGAUCACUGUCAUCGGCAGUAUAGUGGACGCAACGAUUCUGCUUCUCUGGGAAAAUUCGUUCAACGUCGGCUUUCUGCGGCUCUUUCGAGCGGCUCGUUUGAUCAAGCUGCUCCGUCAGGGUGACACCAUCCGGAUCCUGCUGUGGACCUUCGUUCAGUCCUUCAAAGCACUGCCAUACGUCUGCUUGCUAAUCGCCAUGUUGUUCUUCAUUUAUGCCAUUAUCGGAAUGCAGGUUUUUGGAAACAUCGAGCUAGAUCCAGACACUGCCAUUAGCAGACACAACAAUUUCAGAUCCUUUUUGGACGGUCUUAUGUUGUUAUUCAGGUGUGCCACCGGAGAAUCUUGGCCCAAUAUAAUGUUAGCCUGUCUGAAAGGAAGACCGUGUGAUCCUCGCGCAAACAAACCGAACGAGAAGUGCGGCUCCACGCUGGCCUACGCCUACUUCGUGUCGUUCAUUUUCUUCUGCUCAUUUUUGAUGUUGAACUUGUUCGUCGCUGUCAUUAUGGAUAACUUCGACUACCUUACUCGAGAUUCCAGUAUCCUGGGAGCCCAUCAUCUGGAUGAGUUCGUGAGGAUAUGGGCCGAGUACGAUCCUUCCGCUUCGGGUAAACUUCACUACACCGAAAUGUACGACAUGUUGAAAAACAUAGCUCCACCGUUAGGGUUCGGGAACAAAUGUCCGAAUCGGUUGGCGUACAAGAAGCUGAUACGAAUGAACAUGCCACUGGACGAGGAAGGGAGGGUGAGCUUUACCACGACACUAUUUGCGCUAAUUCGCGAAAAUUUGAGCAUCAAGAUGCGACCGGCGGAAGAAAUGGAUCAGGCCGAUAGCGAGUUGCGGGGAACCAUCAAACAAAUUUGGCCCAUCCAAGCGAAGAAGAUGAUCGAUCUGCUGGUACCGCCAAAAGAUAUGCUCAAUACCGGCAGGAUGACCGUGGGGAAGAUCUACGCUGGUAUUUUGCUGCUGGAGACUUGGCGAAACAACAAGUGCGUUCAGUUGGAGUGUGAUGCGCCGGAUUUGCAGGACCGCAAGAGCCACGAGAUUCAGGAGGCCUACAUCGAUGAUGGUCAUUUGCAUCCGGGUCACGAUUACAGGAAUGGCCAUCGGCGGUCUCCUAGUAUACAACGUGGAUCGGCCUUGGAACGAUCGCCUAGCCCACGGCACCUGCACCAUGACAUCGGCUUCUCGGAGACGGUUUCGAAUGUGGUGGAAAUUGCACGUAGGGAUCACCUAAUUGGUAGGCACCACUAUGGGCGCUAUAGAUACGAUAGAGGUUCCUGGUCCGUAGCCACCAGUCCAGCACGAUCGCCCUCGCCGACCCGGUUGGACACCCAGAUCAGUGCCCAUCAUCGGUACAACCGGAGGAUUCAUCCCUAUGGCACUACCAGCCUGAUGCAGCGGUCCCGAUCGCCCAGCCCUGCCCGGCUACAGGAACUGAGAGAACGAGAGAGAGAACGGUACCGCGAGGAAGUUGUAUCCCGCCCGUAUAUUCAGCACACUUAUCCAGUAUUACAAUCACACAGAGAUUUUGGAAGAAGACUGCCACCCAGACCAAUUAAACCUACCACGCUACAGUUGAAGUCUACUAAUAUUAAUUUCCCCCGUUUAAAUACUAGUCCCACACAUCAAAACCUUCACCUACCACUGAAUACCCACUCGCUGCCGUACGGUGUUCACUCGUUGCCGAAUUCGCGGGGCGAGAUCGCGCGGGAUCCCCGCAUCUAUCAUCACACCGAGAGCGAGCGGGACCGGGAGCGGGAGAGGCUGCGGGAGCGGGAACGGGACUACGGAUCGCGGUUCGUGUUCCGCGACACCGAGCGGGAACUGUUCGAGAUCGAGCGGGAGUUGGAGCGGGCCCGCGACUCCGCCCGGGAUACGGAUUACGAGAGGGUUGAACCCCUUUCGUACGAGCACCUGUACAAUCUAGGCCGCACCGGGGGCAGUACCUUCGGCGCGUCGACCCAGAACGGCUACAAGCCCAAGGUGGGCAUGCACUCGAUCUAUUCCGAAUCGGACGAAGGCGACUGGUGCUAGCAGAGGUGGUGGAAAAACCAGAAAUCGGGAGAUCCCUCGACGGUCUCCACCACAGUGCAACGCAGCCAGGCAGCGCGCAGCAGUUCGAGUUCGGAAUGCAACGACAGCAACUACAACAAUCACUCCGAGGAACAACAGCAACAGCAACAACCAUCAGCAGCAUUAGCAGAAGCUGAACUCAUAAUUGGCCGUAGGAGGAGCAACAAAACUAGACAAACAAACAAAAGAGAAAGCAACAUUAGCUAUAAGUUGAGCAUAGGUUACAAAUCGAGAUUGCCGAAGACGAUUCUCGGUCGUAUCGGCAAACACUGGAUCUUCGGCGUUUACAUCGCUAGCAAAACAAGAAGCGGUCAGGUGUUGUCAGGACAUCAAACAGAACAAAAAACAUUUACAACACCAAAAUUUGACGCCAUUUUCGUCCAUCUAGUAGAAUUUAUCGCAACGCUUUGGUUCGCGUUUUAAACGUUCUUAUUUGGCAAUCGAUCGUGGUCCCGAGAAUCGGUUCCGUCGAUUGUCACUAAUUCAACAGCUACAUAAGUCCAUCCAGAGAGAAGAAUCGAAAUAGUUUUUUUUUUCUAUUUAGUAGAAGAAAAACAAGUAAAAAAAAUCUAAAGUAGGUAGACGAUGAAAGCAAUACAGAUAGAGCACUAUCUGAAUUCCGCGGGGAAAAGGUUACGUUGGUAUUCUAAUUGAUUCUAGCAGGAGUUUAAAUUUUAAUCCAACCCGGAUUGUUCGUAUUUACUCACUCUCAUCCAAUCACUAUCGAUAAAUUAAGUAAUUUACACACUGUUAACUUUUCAUAUAAAUUUUAACGAUACGAUAAUCAUCUCUAGGAUCAAUUCACCACUCAAGUUUAUCUUGACUAUAUUUAUAGUUUAAUAACGGAAUUGUUGCCGCUUAAUCUUAUCCAAAACGAAUGUUGGAGAGAGGGAGAAAAAUAUCUCACAAGAGUGAAGUGAGGAAAAGAUGAAGCAAGGAUAUCAUCGGGUAUCAAAGAUCACAAAUCAGUAAGGACUUUAUCGAUACUGUCACUUUUUAAUUACAGAUAUAUAACGCUUCAAAAUG